Molecule: messenger RNA, 552 nt
Organism: Heterobilharzia americana
Lineage: Eukaryota; Metazoa; Platyhelminthes; Trematoda; Strigeidida; Schistosomatidae
Source: the annotation of a GenBank genome assembly
AUGUGGCCGUACAAGAACGCACUGAAUGUAAAUAAAUCACCUUAUUGGAAAUUAUUUGCUCACUAUUGGAAAGUAAUUCUGAGUUUAUGGUAUUAUCCAUCUAAAUAUCACAUUAUCCCGUCUGUAAAACAAAAAAACUAUAUAUUUCAGCCUAUUUGGAAUUGUCUACUUGCUAAACCUGCAAUAGAUUUGAGAUAUGUGCCUGAAUUUCUGAGACUAUUCUUUUCGACAAGUAAUAAGUUCAGUUAUGAACGUCAAUGGAUUUGUCGAGUAUGUGUUGAUGGUUUAGGCGAUCCAGCAGACUAUUUAGUCAUGGAAAGUUCGUUAGUGUUUAAGCAUGUUUUGUCUGCUUAUUCUCUUCCUUCAGUAGAUGCUAAUUUCAAGUUAUUAGUAUUACGAUUACUUAUCAACGCUACGAAGCAUAGUCGGAUUGUACAUGCUCUGAUUCGGUUUCACGCCUUACCACUUUGGCUUUCACGUCAUGCAACAUCGAGCAGUUCUACUGAGCAAAGAUUAUUUUUGUGUAUUCUGAAAAUAUUCACAAUUCAUUAG